AUGGCUUUUCCUCAACGACCUUGGCAACGCGCAAAGGGAAUUGAAUGGAUGUGGCAAUCGAACGGGAAUCCUUUCGAUCUAUCGCAAAAAUCAGAAUGGAAGAGUUAUUCAGAUGUUGAAACUAUAGUCAUAGAAGAAGCGUAUCAGAAGAAACAGCUGGCAGUGUUACUCGAUCAAUAUCAUAUUAAUUUAGAGCAACUUAUUCAAGUUUCGAAUAUCGAUGAGAAAAAACAACGGCCCGUCAAACGAAUUGCUCUGAAUACUACACAGUGGAGAAUAAGGAAAGAACGCUUUCUUGCCGAUCCUAUUGAACCUUCUAAACCGUUUUCUACAACCCGUUCGCAUGAUUUCCUCGUCGAAACAGUGGCAUAUUAUAACCUUUGGCACACCGAUGAAUCUCGUUUGCUCAUAGAAAAAGCAGCAGAAGGACUUACCAUCGAAGGCAAACUGCUUGGUAAAGAAUGGGAGGGACGACAAAUGGCAGAACUGUUACUUCUCUACAAGGAUUAUUCUCGGGAAGAAAUUGUACAAAUGUGUGCCUAUCUGUAUUCGUUGGACUCAUUUCUCUAUCGAAAACUAACGGAAAUCAUGCGUCUUAUUGAAGACAAACGCUAUGAACAUGUGUGGAAGAGUAAAGUGCCCACUUUGGGUCCUUUCGCUUAUCUGCUGAACUGUAUGGCUACAGAAAUGAAAUAUACAAUAGAUUUACCGGUAGAAUCCAUGACAGUCUAUCGUGGAUGCAACUUGUCUGCGGAAGCAAUUGAAAAAUUCAAAGCAUUUCAUACGAAACAUCAAGCACAUAAAUACCACACAUCAUGGAUUUCAUUUUUAUCAUUUACAUCGACCAGUCGAAGUAGAAAAAUAGCAGAGAUUAUGAGUGGUAAUGUACUCUUCAUAAUUAAAAUUUGUCCUCAUUACGAAGGUUGUGAUAUUUCUCCAUACUCGUUAUUUGACGAAGAAGAGUUUCUUCUCAUACCGACAUUCUCAUUCUUGAUUGUUUCAUGUGAAUACGACGAGCAUAUUCACAGAUGGACUAUUGGUCUUAAAUCGGCUAAUUCUUUUCAUACUUCGGAAUGUUAA
Molecule: messenger RNA, 1080 nt
Organism: Didymodactylos carnosus
Lineage: Eukaryota; Metazoa; Rotifera; Eurotatoria; Philodinida; Philodinidae
Source: the annotation of a GenBank genome assembly